AUGAUCAUCUCUAAGAAGAACCGCCGCGAGAUCUGCAAGUACCUCUUUCAUGAGGGUGUCCUUUAUGCCAAGAAGGACUACAACCUGGCCAAGCACCCGAAGCUUGAUGUGCCCAACUUGGAGGUGAUUAAGCUCAUGCAGAGCUUCAAGUCAAAGGAGUAUGUGAGGGAGACCUUCUCCUGGCAGUACUACUACUGGUACCUCACAAACGAUGGCAUUGAGCACCUCCGCAGCUUCCUCAACCUGCCAUCAGAGGUUGUGCCUAAUACCCUCAAGAAGUCCUCCAAGCCACCGUCUCGUCCCUUCGGCUCUGGCCCACCGGGUGAUCGCCCCAGGGGUCCCCCUCGUUUUGGGGAUGACAGACCUAGGUUUGGGGAUAGGGAUGGUUACAGAGGAGCUCCUCGUGGUGCUCCAGGUGAUUUUGGCGGUGAGAAGGGUGGUGCUCCUGCAGAGUUCCAGCCAUCUUUUAGGGGUAGCAGACCUGGCUUUGGCCGUGGUGGCGGCGGCGCGUUUGGUGCUGGUGGAUCUUCCAUGGAGUGA
Molecule: messenger RNA, 540 nt
Organism: Miscanthus lutarioriparius
Lineage: Eukaryota; Viridiplantae; Streptophyta; Magnoliopsida; Poales; Poaceae
Source: the annotation of a GenBank genome assembly